This is a messenger RNA of Aspergillus alliaceus, 1527 nucleotides long. RefSeq names its product major facilitator superfamily domain-containing protein. Bases 1 to 1527 code for a protein of 508 amino acids. The record is from RefSeq and is a predicted model, not a curated record. Gene Ontology annotation, biological process: transmembrane transport. Lineage: Eukaryota; Fungi; Ascomycota; Eurotiomycetes; Eurotiales; Aspergillaceae. Gene Ontology annotation, molecular function: transmembrane transporter activity. The transcript is spliced from 3 exons.
AUGUCCAGACAUUCCACACGAGACCACCUAGCUUCCUCGGAGUCAGGGGGUGCAGACAAGAAAAAUGACAAGUCAUCACCACCCGAAUUACCGUACACUGUCCUGUCGGAAAAGGACAAGAUCUCUACGAUUCUAAUUGCUUCAUUUGCUGGAUUCCUUUCCCCAAUAUCUGCCAGCAUUUACUUUCCGGCACUCAAUACGCUUGCCGAUCAUCUCAAUGUCUCCGCAACCGAAAUCAACCUUAGCAUCACGGUGUAUAUGAUAUUUCAAGCAUUGGCUCCGACCUUAGUCGGAAGCUAUUCAGAUAACAGAGGCCGUCGGCCGGCCCUUCUUAUCUGUUUUACAAUCUAUAUAGGGGCCAAUAUAGGCCUCGCGUUGCAACACUCUUAUCCCACUCUGAUGAUAUUGCGCUGCCUUCAGAGCUCCGGGAGCAGCGGGACUCUCGUUAUCAGCAGCGCCGUGACUGCUGAUCUGGUGACUCGCGCGGAACGUGGAAAGUACCUGGCAUACUCUUCCAUGGGCGCCACAGCAGGGCAAGCCUUAGGUCCUGUGAUUGGGGGUCUCAUCAUUCAAUUUUCAAAUGCGCAAUCGAUAUUUUGGUUUCUUACUGCAUUUGCAAGUUUCAUGGUGGCAGUAGUGCUUCUAUUUUUGCCAGAGACCAGUCGGCCAGUCGUUGGCAAUGGGACAAUAUCACCACAAAAAUGGAACCACCGUGUUCUAGACUUGGUAUAUCCACGACGGGCAGGACAUAAACAGAAAGUCGCCGGUGGUGACACACGUCCGCCUUUAAAACGCCGCCCCAGCCCCUUGGAGACAUUCAAAAUCUGCGGUGAAAAAGAGACAGCGAUCAUCCUCCUCUUCAUCGCCCUGCUAUUCUGCGGAUACGCUACGGCACUGAGUACGCUUCCCUCGCAGCUAGAAAGGAAAUAUGGCUUUAAUUCCCUCCAAAUCGGCCUUUGCUGCCUCCCGUACGCCUUCGGCAGCUUAACAUCUCGUUGGACGGUCGGCUUUCUCACAGACUGGAACUUCCGACGCCAUGCCCAUCGCUUAGGUAUUAAGAUAGUAAAAAAUCGGCAGACCGAUCUUGCCGAACUCCCGGUAGAACUAGCCCGGCUUCAGAUCACACUUCCGUUGGUCUGUAUCUCUUCAGUCUUCAUCGUCACGUAUAGCUGGGUGAUGGCAUAUGAGACUAAUCUUUCCGGCCCGCUGAUCAUGUUGUGUCUUGCUGGGCAUGCAAUGUCUGGUGCGAUCAAUACACUUAUCACUCUUCUUGUAGAUUGCCACGUCCAAAGACCUGCCACUGCUAUCGCUGCUAGUAAUCUCUUUCGUUGUCUAAUUGGCGCUGGAGCUGUGGCGGCUGCUACGCCACUUAUCAAUGCCAUUGGAAUCGGGUGGGCCGGGACGGUGUUAGCUCUUAUAUGGGUAAUUCUUGCUCCUUUACUUUGGGCGGCUAUGAAGCGGGGGCAUGGGUGGAGGAGAGAAGAAAAGAGGAAGAGGGAUGAGGGUGCGAUAUUGGGCAACGCAUAA